Molecule: messenger RNA, 2137 nt
Organism: Brachypodium distachyon (stiff brome)
Lineage: Eukaryota; Viridiplantae; Streptophyta; Magnoliopsida; Poales; Poaceae
Product: transmembrane and coiled-coil domain-containing protein 4
Exons: 15
Coding region: 1-1899 (632 amino acids)
Source: RefSeq, a predicted model, not a curated record
AUGGCGGCGUCGACGACGCUGAGCCAGACGCAGCGGUACGCGGCGGGGGCGCUCCUGGCGCUCGCGCUCCGACAGGCGCAGAUCCACCAGCAUGUCCUCCUCGGUUCCCACGGCCUCGACGACGACCCCGACGGCCCGGACCCCGGCGUCAUCUCCCCCCGACCCGACGACCCCGACGGCCGUGAACUCUGGACUCACGAAUCCCGCGCCCUCCUCCUCCCCGUCCUCAGGUUCCUGGAGAUCGACCCCAAGGCGUGGCCGGGCGUGGAGAAGACGGCGGCGACCUCCGAUCCCAAGCACCACAUCGGAGCCUUCCUCCGGAAAGUCUUCGAGGACGAGGACGACGGCGAGAAGGCCGCGGCUGACAGGUCCGACCUGGAGCUCGCGCUCGCCAAGGCCGUCGACGCCAUGGCGAUGGGGCUGGAGCACGACGCCGGAAUCGGAGCCAGCGACCUCAUGAAGCAGCAGAUCAAGGCCGACGAGCAGGACCCCGCCGCGGACGACGACGGGUCGCCGUCACGCCGCUCCUCCUCCAAGGACUACCGGAAGAUGGCGGUGCUGUACAUGCUCCUCUCCGCCUGCGUGGCGGACGUGAACAUGGCCGAGGACGGCGUGGGUUCCCCCCGCAUCAGGAAGGGCUACGACGCACGCCACCGGGUCGCGCUCCGGCUGCUGGCGACGUGGCUUGACGUCAAGUGGAUCAAGAUGGAAGCUAUCGAGAUAAUGGUUGCUUGCUCUGCUAUGGCUGCAGCGAAAGAGGAGGAGGAGUCGCGUGAAUGCAUCUCGCCGCGCAGCAGGUGGCAGAACUGGAAGCGUGGCGGGAUCAUCGGCGCCGCUGCCUUGACCGGAGGGACGCUCAUGGCCAUCUCUGGAGGUCUGGCUGCUCCUGCGAUCGCUGCAGGGUUUAGUGCUUUGGCCCCAACACUGCACGCACUUGUCCCUAUUAUAGGAGCAAGUGGAUUUGCUGCUAUGGCAACUGCUGCUGGACACACCGCUGGCUCUGUGGCGGUUGCUGCAUCAUUUGGAGCUGCUGGAGCUGGGUUGACUGGGAGCAAAAUGGCCAAAAGAAUUGGAAAUGUGAGAGAAUUUGAGUUCAAAACUAUGGGCGAGAACCAUAACCAGGGUCGCCUAGCAGUUUGCAUCAUGGUUUCUGGAUUUGGUUUUAAUGAGGACGAUUUCUUAAAGCCAUGGGAAGGAUGGAAAACUAACUUAGAGAGGUAUAUUCUUCAGUGGGAGACUAACCAUAUUGUUGCCUUGAGUACAGCAAUACAGGAUUUUCUGGCAUCAAGAGUUGCAAUGGAGUUGAUGAGGGAAGGUGCAAUGCAGACUGUGUUAAGUGGUAUAAUCUCAGCAUUUGCAUGGCCUGCUACCCUGGUAACUGCUGCAGAUUUUAUAGACAGUAAAUGGUCCAUUGCUAUUGACAGGUCAGAUAAGGUUGGGAAAAUGCUUGCCGAAGUGUUGCUCAAGGGACUGCAAGGAAGCAGGCCGGUCACUCUCAUCGGUUUCUCUCUUGGGGCACGUGUCGUGUUCAAAUGCUUGCAGGAAUUAGCUCUAUCGGGCAAUAAUGAGGGGAUUGUCGAGAGGGCUGUACUGAUAGGUGCGCCGGUCUCAGUUAAAGAUGAGCUGUGGGGGCCUGCCCGGAAGAUGGUUGCUGGAAGGCUCGUGAACGUGUACUCCACCAAUGACUGGAUCCUCGGUGUCACUUUCCGUGCAAGCCUGCUCACGCAAGGUUUGGCUGGCAUCCAGGCGAUCCCAGUCCCCGGAGUGGAGAAUGUUGAUGUAAGCGAGCUAGUCGUCGGGCACUCUUCAUACCUGGGACUUCUCCAGCAGAUUCUGGACCAGCUUGAGCUGAACACCUACUACCCAGUGUUCUGCCCCCACACGCCCAGGUCGAAAUAACAACGCCGUGCGUCCAGGCACAGGAGUUAAAUAUUUCGUGCGUCAGGAACGACGGGCUGUAGUAAAUAAAGGGAGCGUUUGUUGUUAAAAGAGAAACGUCCAGUGUUGUAGACUUGUAGAGUGUUUUUUUUCUCUUUUACAUGCGUCCUAGGAACUUUUGUAGAAACAUUUACCUGGUUAUGGAGAAAUUCGAGUUGAUACCAUUUAAUUGAAGAGUGGAAUAAAUUAUGCUCCGAAA